AUGGAUGCCCUGAAGCAACGUAUGGCAACCGCCAAAGCUGGAACGGGGGAGGUGGCAGCGGUGCUCUCCUCGGUCACCUUUCAGCCCCGGGCGGCAGCCUUCACCAGUCUGAUCCAGGCAGCCAGCAAGGCCAAAGCCACGGAGAAGGCGCUAGAGCUUUUCCAGUGCAUGCAGGACAUCUUCGGCAUCCCCCCUAACACCUUCUCUUCCUCUGCGCUGAUCUCCGCCCUGGCCAAGUCCGGGCAAUGGGAGCUGGCGGAGUUUUACUUCCACGACCUGGUGGCACGCUCCUCCAACGACCCCCGCAGCCGGCCCAACACCGUGACCUUCUCCGCGCUAUUAAAUGCAUACGAGAAAGGGGGCCAGUUCGAGAAGGCGCUCAAAGUCUUCCAGCAGCAGCUCGAUGCCAAGGUCGACCCAGACCUCAUCACCUUUGGCAGCCUGGUCUCGGCCUGCGAACGCGCAGGCCAGCUGGAGACGGCGAUCGCCAUGCUGGACGUCAUGCACAACUUUGGCCUGUCCGGCACGCAGCAGAUGUACAACGCGGUCAUCGCGGCGGCGCCGGACUGGAACUCGGCGCUCGAGGUCUUCCUCGGCAUGCAGUGCGCCAUGGUGGAGCCGACCGCCCAGACCCUGAACUCCACCCUGAUCCAGGCCGCGGGGUCGGGAAGCAUGCAGCCCAUCCUGGACGUGCUGCUGGCCGCCGGGCAGUGCCACGCCUCGCUGACGGCCAGCACGCUGGCGGCGGUGCGCCGCGCGACGACCGCGCUGGGCGGCGACCGCCAGCUGGCGCAUGUCCUCUCCUCGCUGCCCUCAAGCCUUUUCAAGUGA
Molecule: messenger RNA, 831 nt
Organism: Auxenochlorella protothecoides
Lineage: Eukaryota; Viridiplantae; Chlorophyta; Trebouxiophyceae; Chlorellales; Chlorellaceae
Product: Pentatricopeptide repeat-containing protein, mitochondrial
Exons: 4
Coding region: 1-831 (276 amino acids)
Molecular function (GO): protein binding
Source: RefSeq, a predicted model, not a curated record